Messenger RNA from Mycotypha africana, 879 nucleotides. Its product is annotated as S-adenosyl-L-methionine-dependent methyltransferase. NCBI's taxonomy places the organism in Eukaryota, Fungi, Mucoromycota, Mucoromycetes, Mucorales, Mycotyphaceae. The transcript has 3 exons. The record is from RefSeq and is a predicted model, not a curated record. Gene Ontology annotation, molecular function: methyltransferase activity. The coding region runs from base 1 to 879 and encodes 292 amino acids.
AUGCUCUCAACUGAAAUUGCUGCUACUGUUAAGAAAGAAAACCAAAUCAACUACACUACGUUUGAAUGGAAGAACGGUCGUCGUCUGGCUAAUGAUCAAGAUGUCGCUUAUAUCCUACCCAGCGAUCAAACAGAAGUCGAUAGAUUACAAUUAAAUCACAACCUUUGGAAACUUUUCAAAUCUCCCAUUCAUAACAAACUAGUCAAAGGUAUUCGCGUGCUUGACAUUGGCUGCGGGCCCGGUUGGUGGACCUUGGAUAUGGCCCGUCUGUACCCCAACUCUCAAUUCAUAGGAGUUGAUAUGGCAGACGUCUUUGUCACAGAAAAUAAACCCUCCAAUGUUGAAUUUCGUCUUCUCAAUGCUGGGACAAGUCUUGAUAUUUUUGAAGACGAAUCCUUCGACUUUGUGUUCCAACGCUUUCUUGUCAUGGGCUUCUCCACAGAUCAAUAUAUUCAGUCCGUGCAACAAAUGAAACGUAUUCUAAAACCCGAUGGUGCUAUUGAAAUUUUGGAAUUAGUCAAUGAAUACGGACAUGCAGGACCGGCUUUCAAGAACAUUAAUCAAUGGAUUAAUGAAGCUCUAGUGGCAAGAGGCAUGGAUUCCUUUAUUGCUGACAAAAUAUCAGGUUAUUUGCAGGAUGCAAAGUUCAAAAACAUUCAAGAUAUCAAUUAUGAUGUGCCUAUUGGUGCUUGGGGCGGACAGGCUGGUGAGUUAUUCUUGGCUAUUCAGAAAAUGGCUUUACCUGCUGUUAAGGUGAUGGUGACCGAAUUGACAAAAGUAACAGACGAAGAAUAUGAGGAAAACCUUAAAGAGGCCUAUGAGGAGGUUGAAAAGUAUCAAGUGUCAACUCGUUUUAGAUUAAUUUAUGCUUCCAAAUAA